AUGGGACGUUCCUGUGGAAUUCGAGUCUAUUUUAUUUCAUCUUUUUUUUUAUUUCUUUUUCCUUUUUUUUACCCCGCGAUAGUCUUGUCCGCAACGUCCACCACCAAGUUUUCGAUCCUCCGUUCAGCGAAUCCUGUACCUCUCCAUACUCUACCUGUACCUUCCCUCCGUUCAUUCUCCACGUCACCUUGUCGCCGAUCCGCCAUCAUGUCCAUCAUUGAAACCAUCCCCAUCGAUCACGUGCCUGCUGAUCAUACCGUUCACAUCGCCUUCUUCAAGGACAUUCAGAAUGCUGGGUUCCUUCACUCGCAGCUAUUGGCUCGUAAUGCAGAGUUCGAGUAUGCUUUAAUCGAUGCUUCUGUGGCUGUUUCUCGAACUCACAUCCUCGCUGCCGCCUUCAAGGCUGUGACCGCAAAGGUGGAUGGUAGUCUCAAGACCCCAAACGUCCACUCCGAGCUUGUUGCCUCUCUCAGCUCUGCCAACAAUAUCGCAGAAGCAUACCGCCGCUACGGUAUCAGCCCGUCGAGCAAAGACGUCAUCGCCGUCAAGAUCGUGUCCCCCUCUCCCGCCGGUUCCAAGUCACUCCUCGCCGAGGAUGUCGAGAAACAUCUCAAUGAGAACUUCCAGGGUACUCCCGUGCCCUUCACGGACGAAUCCAUUGCCACCUCCACCGACUGGGCCAAGGUGCGCAAGUACUACAAGCUGAAUGGCCUGCCGUGGCUGGAUGCCAUCAAGGACGAAGCAGAGCGCAAGGAACAACUCGAGACUCUUGUUCUGGGUGCCAUGGCCUUGCGCACGGCGUAA
Messenger RNA from Colletotrichum truncatum, 804 nucleotides. Its product is annotated as kinase binding protein-like protein. Gene Ontology annotation, biological process: tRNA threonylcarbamoyladenosine modification. Gene Ontology annotation, cellular component: EKC/KEOPS complex; cytosol; nucleus. Lineage: Eukaryota; Fungi; Ascomycota; Sordariomycetes; Glomerellales; Glomerellaceae. The record is from RefSeq and is a predicted model, not a curated record.